This is a messenger RNA of Glycine soja, 844 nucleotides long. Its product is annotated as probable glutathione S-transferase. Gene Ontology annotation, biological process: glutathione metabolic process. Lineage: Eukaryota; Viridiplantae; Streptophyta; Magnoliopsida; Fabales; Fabaceae. The transcript is spliced from 2 exons. Gene Ontology annotation, molecular function: glutathione transferase activity. The coding region runs from base 54 to 734 and encodes 226 amino acids. Gene Ontology annotation, cellular component: cytoplasm. The record is from RefSeq and is a predicted model, not a curated record.
CACGUAACCAGCUAUAGUUAUUUUUUGAGUGAAGGUUAGAAGUGCUACAAACAAUGGCAACUAAUCAGGAAGAGGUGUCUCUUUUGGGAGUUGUUGGAAGCCCAUUUGUGUGCAGGGUGCAGAUUGCCCUCAAGUUGAAGGGAAUUCAAUACAAGUUUUUUGAAGAAAAUUUGGUCAACAAGAGUGAACUGCUUCUCAAAUACAACCCUGUUCACAAGAAGGUUCCGGUGUUUGUUCACAAUGAGAAGCCCAUAGCAGAGUCUCUUGUGAUUGUUGAAUACAUUGAUGAGACAUGGAAGAACAACCCCAUCUUGCCUUCUGAUCCUUACCAAAGAGCCUUGGCUCGUUUCUGGUCCAAAUUCAUUGAUGACAAGAUUGGGGGUGCUGUAUGGAAAUCUGUUUUCACGGUUGAUGAGAAAGAGCGUGAGAAGAAUGUUGAAGAAUCGUUGGAGGCUCUGCAGUUUCUUGAGAGUGAGAUCAAGGGCAAGAAGUUCUUUGGAGGAGAGGAGUUUGGGAUGGUAGAUAUUGCUGCUAUCUUCAUAGCAUUUUGGGUCCCUAUGGUUCAAGAAAUUGCAGGGUUGGAGUUAUUCACAAGUGAGAAAUUUCCUAAGCUCUACAAUUGGAGCCAAGAGUUCAUGAGCCACCCUGUUGUGAAAGAAGUUCUUCCUCCUAGAGACCCACUUUUUGCCUUCUUCAAAGCCCGCUACGAAAGCCUGCUCGCUGAUUCAAAAUAGAUUUAUUUAAGGAUACUUGUGUGAACAACUUGUCUCUCGUUGAGUUAUUGAUGUUUGAAUUUCAUGUCAAUUUGAUACUAUAUGUAAUGUAACUUAGGAUCUUAUUCCCA